Betta splendens (Siamese fighting fish) is the source of this 2587-nucleotide messenger RNA. Its product is annotated as plexin domain-containing protein 1-like. The record is from RefSeq and is a predicted model, not a curated record. NCBI's taxonomy places the organism in Eukaryota, Metazoa, Chordata, Actinopteri, Anabantiformes, Osphronemidae. Bases 438 to 1874 code for a protein of 478 amino acids. The transcript has 13 exons.
GAGGAACUGAAAAAUGUAGGAAUACAUAAAUAAGUCUAGGAAAAAUCCAGAGCUCUGUUUGAAAGAGGUACAAACAGAGAGAGAGAGAGAGAGACCAGAACGGGAGCAGAGGGUUUUGUAAAAGUGCAGAGAAUAAGGAGACUGGAGCACGAAAACAACUCGCUUCACUCUGCAGCACAGCUGUCAACAGUUUUCCAGCCACGAACCCAUCGCUGCAGAAGUUUGUGAGGGCCAAGCGAGGACGUGAGGCAGAGAGGCGAGACAGAGGAGGGAGAGAAGCAGCGAGCCUCGAAUGAGGUGAGGAGGCAGCAGCUGUGGGAGAGCGGCAGCGAAGAGGCAGCGGCGAGAGGUGGGCGGCGAAGGAGCCAGUGUCCUGUGCCUUCAGCAGACGGACGGAGCGAGCGCAGGACGAACGCAGCAGUGAGACGCGAGUGGACAUGGGGCUGUGCGCCGUUCUCCUCAUCUGCCUCUCCCAAGCCGAGCUGGGAAGAGUCUGGGCUCAGGAGCAGGAAGAUGUGCACAGUCUGACUGCUCCCUGGGCAGAAGGGGACCCAUCCGGGUUCUACAGAACCAGAAGGGACCAGGAAACCAAGCAGACCCAGCACAGGCACAGAGAAUCCCGCAACACACGAUCCGAAGGAGGAGGAGGAGUCGACAUUAGCACCCUGCCGGACAACGCCACCCUGAUAGUGGAGGACUCCCAAAGGUACUACAGAUGGCAGAGUUUUGGGCCCACAGACAGGAAGACUGAAACCCUGUGGGUAGAUCUGGACACGCUACCCAAGAGUCAGGUUCGGAUCCACGGGAUUCUGUCCAACGCACACCGACAGGCAGCGAGGGUCGCGCUCUCCUUUGACUUCCCUUUCUACGGACACCACUUGAGACAGAUCACCGUCGCAACUGGAGGGUUCAUCUUCACAGGCGAGAUCACCCAUCGAAUGCUUACAGCCACGCAGUACAUCGCCCCACUCAUGGCCAACUUUGACCCGAGCUUCUCCAAGGACUCUACCGUGAAGUACUCGGACAACGGCAGCCUGUUCGUGGUGCAGUGGGACAGAGUCCGGCUAAAGGACCGGGAGGAGGAAGGAGCUUUCGUUUUCCAGGCGGCCCUCCACAGAAACGGCACCAUCGUUUUCAGCUACAGAGACAUCCCUGUACCAGUGAUGAAAAUGAAUUCCACCGAGCAUCCCGUGAAAGUAGGACUGUCUGACGCCUUUAUGGCUCUGCUCCCGACAGAUGCGAAGCGUCGUACCAUCUAUGAAUAUCACCGCGUUGAGAUCGACGCCACAAAGAUCAUGAGCGGUUCUGCUUUCGAGUUCAUCCCACUGCCCACCUGCCUGCAGCACCUGUCCUGCGACCCGUGCCUGACGUCCAACCUGACAACGGGCUGCGGCUGGUGCAACACGCUCCAACGAUGCUCCGACGGUAUCGACCGGCAUAGACAAGAGUGGUUAGAUUAUAACUGCCCGGAAGAGGCUAAAGGAACAUGUGAGGACUACAACACGUUGCCCCCGGAGGGGUCCACCAGCUCUGCCCCGGGUCCAACGCUCUCCUCAGCAGCACGUGAAAGCCAACCAGUCACCACAGACGUCCAGACAGGUCCUCCAAGCCACAAGGGGAUAUCGGAGAACACAGCCAUCAUAGGAGGUGUCGUGGCCACCCUGGCUCUGCUGGUCACGCUGACCCUACUGGCCGUCUACUACAUCAACACGCACCCUACAGUUGCUCCACCGUUCUACCUCAUGCAGCGGCGCACCAAUAACUACUGGCCCUCUAUGAAGUUCCGCAACCAGGGCUGCCACUCCAGCUACGCUGAGGUCGAGCUUGGGGGUCACGAGAAGGAAGGUUUCAUUGAAGCGGAGCAGUGCUGCUAAGAGCCUGGACCUGGAGGGAGAGGACACCAUUCUGAGGGCUUUAACAGUAUUACAUGGGGAUGAUUACGGACGAUGAGACAGGCCGUGGACACAGGAUGUCCUACCCCAAACUGGGCGACUGAAGUGUUUACUGUAGUUGCUCUACUUUCUGUGUCUCUCGCCGUUUGCCACAAACACGCGCGGGGACUUGUCGCAUUCUCCAUAACUGGAGGAAGCCGUCUGAACAGACAUGACAACAUGCCAAUGCAUCGAUAUACAGAAUCCAUUAACGCAAGGGGACGUCAGGGAAUGAUUCAAACUAGCCUUCAUACUGCAAAUCAGUCUACAGCUCAACUAUGACUUUAUUUUUUUUCAUUUACUUCAUCUCCCUGAGAGCUUAAUGCUUGCAGCUGAGGGAAACACACUUAAAAGUUUCACGACACGUUACUAUGUUAAUGCAGGAUUCUGGACAUUUUCACCUGAUGUGGCAUUUACCUGAGCUGCAGGCCCUUAAGCUCUCAAGAACUAUAAUUACUUUUGAUUUAUAAACUUCCAUGCGAGCAAUGUCACAUUCAUGAAACAAAAGAAAGCUAUUUAGCUAUAUAACUAAUAGUGAUUAUAAUGAUCCACUUGGUCUUUUCUGGAAAAUAUUAUUUGUUUUGCAUCAAGUUAUGAAAGUUUUCUUUGGGUAUUUGUGUUUAAAUGUCUUCUAAUAAAAGCUGGUGUGAGUGUGA